AUGGCAAACUCUUCGCAAGGUUUGAUCAUGGAGGAAAGAGAAGAGCUAAUGGUCUCACCCACGGGUGGAAAACCAACUCUUAGAACUGCCCAUUUCCUAAACCCCUCAAUUACCUCCAUUCAUAACCCCCUCCCCCUACUUCCUCGCCAAAACACGGCCACCGGCGGCCGGGAACGGCCGCCCAAGCUCACCUUCCGUGGGUGGAAGAAUAGCGCACUCAAGGAUUGGGGAAAAUGGGUCGAAGAAAUGCGAUAUUUGCACGAAUCCGCGUGGAAGAAAGCCGGAAUCUAUGACGCGGUGAUGAAUUCGACGUAUAUAAUCCUCCGGAACGACGCUCUUAUUCUUGGCCUCGCCGGAAAAUGGAGCCCGGAGACUAAAACGUUUUUGUUUCCAUGGGGAGAAGCUACUCUCACAUUGGAGGACAUGAUUGUGCUGGGAGGUUUCUCUGUUUUGGGUGAUUGUGUUGACCCGGAUUUAAGCCCUUUAGGGGAUAGAGAAUGGGUAGAGAUCAAACGUAAAUUGCUCAAAGCAAGAUCAGAGAUAUACAAAACUUGUUCUAAGAAAGUCACCCAUGGUUCUUGGAUUGCUAAGUUCAUUGGCAGUGGGAGUGAAGUUGAGCAUGAAGCUUUCCUAGUUCUAUGGUUAGAAAAGUUUGUUUUCCCCAAUGAAACCAUAGGCACAAAGGUUUUGGACAUUGCGAUCUGGUUGAGCAGAGGAAAUAGAAUUGCCCUCGGGCCUGCUGUUUUGUCCAGCAUUUAUCAGAAUCUGGGAUUAAUGAGGGAAGUCAAUCAAGUCAUGAUUUCAGCCCCGUUUCAACUCGUGCAAGUAUGGGCAUGGGAGAGGUUUCCAUCUUUACGGCCAAAUCCCAAUUCUGUUCUUGGACAUGAUAAGCCAAGAUUCGCGAGAUGGGAUGAGGUGAAAAUGGAGGCUAAGGACGUCGUGUUGGCUAUAGAUUCUGCUCGGGAUGAUUUCUGUUGGCGGCCAUAUACCUUGGGGGCGGGGGCCAAAAGCUCGAGACUUUACAAGGAACAAGAAUGCUGGAUAUCGGUUGGGGAUGAUGGUUUGGACGAAGAGUUAGAGGCACUUGUGAGGUGCUUGAGAGCAAGCGAGCUCGUGGGGAUGGAGAAUUGUAUAGAGCAGUACCUCCCACACCGCGUGGCAAUGCAGUUUGGCAUGGAUCAGGACGUUCCAGGGCACGUAGGGCGGGCUGACAGAUCCUCCGAAACUGCUUGGGAGUUUUACACGAGGCCAGUCUUGGACACUAAACUGUACUUGCCACCGCGGUUGUUUGAGUCAGACGUUACCUUUCGGUACCUGCAGUGGCGGGAGGAAUCAGCCCCGAAAAGGGUUGGCGUUAAGGCUGUUGUUAAGAGGAAAAGCUGCAAGAUUUCGGAUGGGAAAGUGUUGAAAUCAGAAGAUGAUGAUCCAAUUGAAGCAGAUGACCACAUCACUCUAGCUCAACUUGUAUCAAAUCCUGGAAAAACUAGCAUCCAUAUUGAGCCUGCAGAGAAGCAGCCAGAAGAACAACAAGAAGGAGAUGUAUCUAAAGGUAUAGCUGAAGAUGUAAAUAGGUGCAAUGUGAAAAAUGGCAGAAGCAAAGAUCUGGUGCAUAUAUCAAAGGUUCAAGAAAAGGGGCAACUUGAAGAUGAAGAUGAAGAUGAUCUAUCUGGGAAUAGACCUACUGGUUUUGACAGCAGAGAUUGUAGUGUAGGUACCUCCAAGAUUCCUGGGAUGGAUCUUGAGAAGAGGAUUAGGAAUCUUGAGAAUUGGCUUGCUUUAAUACGAAGGAAAAUUUGA
Messenger RNA from Ipomoea nil (Japanese morning glory), 1797 nucleotides. RefSeq lists its product as uncharacterized. The record is from RefSeq and is a predicted model, not a curated record. The coding region runs from base 1 to 1797 and encodes 598 amino acids. Lineage: Eukaryota; Viridiplantae; Streptophyta; Magnoliopsida; Solanales; Convolvulaceae. The transcript has a single exon. Gene Ontology annotation, biological process: meristem maintenance; meristem development.